Nanorana parkeri is the source of this 793-nucleotide messenger RNA. RefSeq names its product programmed cell death 6 (gene PDCD6). The transcript is spliced from 6 exons. The record is from RefSeq and is a predicted model, not a curated record. Gene Ontology annotation, molecular function: calcium ion binding. The coding region runs from base 9 to 563 and encodes 184 amino acids. NCBI's taxonomy places the organism in Eukaryota, Metazoa, Chordata, Amphibia, Anura, Dicroglossidae.
CGCAGACCAUGGCUUAUUACAAUCAACAGAAUCGUCCUCGUGGCGUUCCCGACCAGAAUUUCCUCGGCAGUGUCUUCCAGAGAGUGGACACAGACAGAAGUGGUGUUAUAUCUGAUACUGAACUUCAGCAAGCAUUAUCCAAUGGUACAUGGACACCUUUUAACCCCAUUACUGUUAGAGCCAUUAUCUCUAUGUUUGACCGUGAGUGCAAAGGUGGUGUAAACUUCACUGAAUUCACUGGGGUAUGGAAGUAUAUAACUGAUUGGCAGAAUAUAUUUCGGGCCUAUGACAGAGACAAUUCUGGAUUUAUUGACAAAGAUGAAUUGAAGCAAGCAUUAUCAAAUUUUGCAGGGUAUCGCUUGACGGAUCAGUUCUAUGAUAUUCUCAUUCGCAAAUUUGACAGGCAGAAAAAGGCUCAAAUUGCCUUUGAUGAUUUCAUUCAGUGCUGCACUGUUCUGCAGAGACUAACAGAUGUUUUCCGGCGCUACGAUACGGAUCAAGACGGCUGGAUACAAAUAUCAUAUGAGCAGUAUCUUAACAUGGUCUUUAAUGUAGUAUCAUAAUUUAGUGCGAUGCCAAAAGGAAACAUGGCCUGGAACAGAAUAGACUGAAAUAACAAAUUUACACAUUCAUUUACUGCAUUAUAGUGCCUGCUGUGGUGCUAUACAUUUUGAUGGCUUCUAUAUUUUGUAUAGAGUAUAACCAAAAUUCUAAAUUGUAUAUAAGAAUUUAUUUUUACAGUUUAGCAAUACCAAUCUAGCCAUAUAUAUAUUAUUUUUUUUUUUUAUUCUGC